AUGGUAGGUCGGGCGUUCUUGGCUGGGGCAGCAGCGAUCGUAGUGGGCUACCAUGGGCUCAGCUGCGCCCUUCAGGCUGUCUACUACCUGCGAAGAAGAUGUUCGCCGCAAGAAUGGAAGAUCCAACCCCAACGCUUCGUCCGUCUCCAGUCUCCAGCGUGCUGGUCCCCGUUUUUAGGACGGUGGUUCGGAAGGAGAGAGGGAAAGGAGGAGUACCACGACUUUGUUUGCGCGAUGAACGUGAUCACAGCCGGGUGUUCUGCAGGGUUUGUUGUGCGCAGCAUUGUGCGCGGGAGCACGCGUCUCCUGUUCGAUUGGAAAGCUGCGGGCCGCCUUCCUGGGGUUGUAGGAACCUUUUGCUUGGCGGUGGGAUGGCAGUCAGUUCUAGAGUACUACUGGCACAGGUUGAUGCACCUUCCUUUCUUCUACAAGCACUUCCACAAGAUGCAUCAUAGCUACAAGUCGCCACAGCCGUUCGAUGACAUGUACAUCCACCCUGUUGAAGCCGUCGGCUACUAUUGCAUUCUUUACUCUCCCCCCUUCGUCUUUCCUUUGCAUGUCUACGGUUUUGUGCUCUACAUGGCCAUCAUGGGGGUCUGUGGAAUCUUGGACCAUAGUGGAAUCAAGUGGGGUUUCCUUGGGAUUUACAACACUGAAGAUCAUGACAAGCAUCACGAGCAUUUUGAUUGUAACUUUGCGUUUCCUUUCGUGUGGAUGGAUAUUCUUCAUGGAACCUUUGCGGGUGAUCAUAUGGGAAUUCAUUACCCCUUGUCUUCGGCGAAGCUCGGUAUGAAGUGA
Molecule: messenger RNA, 798 nt
Organism: Guillardia theta CCMP2712
Lineage: Eukaryota; Cryptophyceae; Pyrenomonadales; Geminigeraceae
Product: sterol desaturase
Exons: 3
Coding region: 1-798 (265 amino acids)
Biological process (GO): lipid biosynthetic process
Molecular function (GO): iron ion binding; oxidoreductase activity
Source: RefSeq, a predicted model, not a curated record